GUUCCUCCACGGCCCAGAAUGGCCAGGGCGCCUAUCCCUGUUUUGUUGCCAAAGCCCUGAUCGCCGCCAGGGCAAAUCUCCCUGCCACCGCCGCACGCUCUCGGGCCUCCACGCUCGAAACGCUCGAAACGUCUGCUACCAACGCCCCUCGUGACCUGCUGCCCUACUGCGCCUCUCUCCCACACGCUGCCUGCCAUGCUGUCGCUGCUGCGCACGCUGACCUAACUGCUGCCACUCGCUGCCGCACACGCCACAGGCCAGCCCGCCUCUCGCUGACGCGCCCGCCGGCUCAGGCGUGUUUGCGGACGGACGCCGCGGCAGGAGACGGUAGCCCAGUCACGGGACCCGCUCGUGCGACGACGAGGCCCCUCGAACCCAACGCCCCCGACCGCGCAUCCAGGCAUGGCCAGCAAGCCCAUGGCCGACCGCCCCCAGAGCGCCCAUGGCAUCGGCCCCAGCAGCCCCAGCAAUGGGCCCCGCGAGUCGCUGUCAUUCCUCAGCCCCAACAACGCCUUCACUACCGCCGCCCCCCCGGGCACCACCAGCUCCACCCUCGCCGGCCGCUCCGGAGCCACAUCGCUGCUGCCCUCCCCCAUUCCGCCACCCACUGCCUCGUCGCAGUCGUCGCAGCACCGCCCGCACUCCCGCGUCAGCGUCGUCUCCGGCUUCUCGCGCGACGACGAGAGCGCUGCCGUGCGUAAGAGCCACAGCCACAGCAUCUCGAGCACGCCCCACACGCUGGCGUCCUCCAAGGCUACCAGCUCGACCGCCGCGGACAACCGCGAGCGCCAGCGUGCUGCCCGCUCGCUGCCGCCCUGGGUCCAGUCUGCCGACGAGGACGAGAUUGCCGAUGUCGCCUCGCUGCUGCUGCCCCGGACGCCCACCUCUGUCCGCCCGGCCUCCCACCACUACAUGCCCACGCCCAAGUCCAAUGUUCCUGGCCGCAAGUUCGACCAUGCCCGCGAGGGCGCCCCCGUCACCCUCUCCACUCCCGUCAGCGAGGGUGCCUCCAAAUGGAAGCAGUUCGCUGCGGCCUCCAACUACGAGCAGCAUGAUCGUCCCAUUUCCUCGCGAGGCCAGAUUGUCGAUGACGACUGGAUGGCUGCGAACAUGCCCGAUCUAGAGAAGCCGUGGGAGCCCAUCGACGAAGAGGACAAGGAGGAGAAGGUCAAGGGCUUCUGGAUGUUCAGUCCAGCAAAGAGGAGACGCAAAAUGGUCAGAUUCCAUCGCACUGUCAUGAACCAUCCAAUGGUUCCGGCAAUAGUCCGUAUCGUCGUGCUUACAUUCUCCAUUCUGGCACUGUCUCUCGCUGGUGCCAUCUUCCACAAGUCGGAUUCGGUAGGCUGCGACAACAAUUCUUCCACCUGGAUGGCUAUCAUUGUCGAUGUCGUAGCCAUCCUUUACACCGUCUACAUCACGUACGACGAGUACACAUCGAAGCCCCUUGGCCUGCGAUCGCACAACGCGAAGAUGUCUCUUAUAUUCUUAGACCUUGCAUUCAUUGUGUUUGAAUCUGCAAAUCUCAGUCUGGCUUUUCAGGCCUUGACCGAUGAAAAGUGGGCGUGUAGGGACGCCAGAGAUGACAGUACGCGCUACUGUGAAUACAGCCAGUCGAUUUGCGUACGUCAGAAGGCCUUGACUGCAACCUUACUAAUCGCACUGCUGGCGUGGCUGGCUACCUUCAGCAUCAGCACCUUGAGGUUGAUCCAUCGCGUCGCUAGGUAGUACCUGCUACGCACAUCUUGUCCCAUUUCCAUUCCCCAUACAUGUACCUUUAUACGCAUUCCCUUCCUUUUACUGAUUCAUAUGUCUUCACAGGAAAGACUCUUACAAGCCGACGCUCAGAUACCGCAUUGCAAGGCGUGCUGGUAGCUUUGUCCUGGCGCAGACUGACCGUUUCCGUUACCGCUCUCGCGAUCUCGCAUCUGUAUCUCCUUAGUUUUGAUUUUGCAUAUGCAUGGCGUUGGUGGCAUACCAAGAUUCUUUUAUUUUUCCAUCGUUCAGCCUAGUGUGGAAGUACGGCCUCAGGUGUCUAGGCAGAUAGAUCGGUCAGGUGUUGUAGCCUUUAGCACACCUCAAUAUAAUGUGAUGAACAGCUAGCGGUU
This is a messenger RNA of Boeremia exigua, 2105 nucleotides long. RefSeq lists its product as uncharacterized. Lineage: Eukaryota; Fungi; Ascomycota; Dothideomycetes; Pleosporales; Didymellaceae. The coding region runs from base 403 to 1725 and encodes 440 amino acids. The transcript has 2 exons. Gene Ontology annotation, cellular component: fungal-type vacuole; cell periphery. The record is from RefSeq and is a predicted model, not a curated record. Gene Ontology annotation, biological process: positive regulation of catalytic activity.